GGUUUGGGCAAGGGCCUUCUCGGCUUCCACCCCCCCGCUUCCGGCCGCGAGCCGUCCUAGGGGCUGUGCUUCGACGGAGAACGCCGCGGCCUGGCGAGGGGAGCGGCCUCGGGGCGCGGCCAGGCCCGUUCGUAGCAGACCUGGGACAGCUGUGAGCCCCGCGACACGUUCCCACCAAGCAGCACUCUCCCGCAGCCGUUUGUCGAUCACUUGCUGCACACCGGGCUCUGCGGACAGAACAGUGAGUCAGCGCAGCACAGGGACGUCAGCCACAUUCACACACUGGCUCCUCUGAUGACCGAGUCCCUCCUCCUCGGGGAGGGGGAGACCAGAGAAAUCCCACCCUCAAGCAGCUUACACUUUAGAAAGAGGGGGACAAACUGGUAACACCUCUGUCCGUCUGUGGUUUUUAUAUCUGGGAAGAGAAGAAUCACGCUGUUUUGGAUCUCACAUGGCGCAGAGCAUGAAGUGGCUGGUUAAGACUUGAAAGGGCUCACAGAGCGGCACAGUUGAUGACCGCUGACGGCACGGGAGGUGGGAGAGCACGAUGGCUGGGAAGAGACUGUCGAGCACGGGCGGGCAGCGCCGGCUGCUGGGGCUGCUGGUGGCUGUGGCCGCCGUCCACCUCGUCACCUGCCCCUACGCCAAAGUGGAGGAGAGCUUCAACCUGCAGGCCGCACACGACCUGCUUUACCACCGGCUGGACGUGGACAAGUAUGACCAUCUCGAGUUCCCCGGAGUGGUCCCCAGGACGUUCCUCGGGCCCCUGGCUGUGGCGGUGCUCUCCAGCCCUGCGGUCUAUGUGCUAUCCCUGCUGGAAGCAUCCAAGUUUUAUUCUCAGCUAGUAGUCAGGGCUGUCCUUGGACUCGGCGUGAUCUUUGGACUCUGGACUUUACAAAAAGAAGUGAGGCGGCAGUUUGGGGCCACGGUGGCCACCGUGUUCUGCUGGGUGACGGCCACGCAGUUCCACCUGAUGUUCUACUGCACGCGCACGCUCCCCAACGUGCUGGCCCUGCUUGCGGUCCUGCCGGCCCUCACAGCUUGGCUGCAGCUGAAGUGGGCCCGCUUCCUCCGGCUCUCGGCCUUCGCCAUCCUCGUCUUCAGAGCCGAGCUGAGCCUGUUCCUGGGCCUCGUGCUGCUGCUGGCGCUCUGCACCCGGAGGCUCUCAGUGGCCAAGGCCGUGCGCUGCGCCGUGCCGGCCGGCGUCCUCUGCUUAGGACUGACGGUCGCCGUGGACUCCUACUUUUGGCGAUAUCUUGUGUGGCCAGAGGGCAAGGUGCUUUGGUACAACACCGUCCUGAACAAAAGUUCCAACUGGGGAACCUCCCCGCUGCUGUGGUAUUUCUACUCGGCCCUGCCCCGCGGCCUGGGCUGCAGCCUGCUCUUCGUGCCGCUGGGCGCCGUGGACAGGAGGGCCCUGGUGCUGCUGCUGCCGUCGCUGGGCUUCGUGGCCCUGUACUCGCUGCUCCCGCACAAGGAGAUACGGUUCAUCAUCUACACCUUCCCUGUGCUCAACAUCGUGGCCGCCAGGGGCUGCGCCUGCCUGCUGAACAAUUAUAAGAAGUCUUGGCUGUAUAAAGUGGGGUCCCUCCUUGUGAUAGGACACCUCGUGGUAAAUGCCACAUACUCGGCCACAGCCCUGUACGUGUCCCACUUCAACUAUCCUGGUGGUGUGGCCAUGUGGAAACUGCAUGAGUUGGUGUCCCCCAGGACAGAUGUUGUUCUGCACAUCGACGUGGCUGCCGCACAGACAGGCGUGUCUCGGUUUUUGGAGGUCAACAGCGCCUGGAGGUACGAGAAGAGGGAGGAUGUGCGGCCCGGGUCAGGGCACAUGCUGGCCUACACGCACCUCCUCGUGGAGGCUGUCCCUGCACACCUGGACCUCUACGGGGACACACACCGGGUCCUGGCCGCCAUCGCAGGCACCACCGGGGUGAGUCUGAACCUGACCGCACUGCCUCCCCUCGACAUCCACCUGAAGACCAAGCUGGUGCUCCUGGAGAGACUCCGUGGGCCUUCCUGAGAAGGGGCCAGUGUCCUUCCGAGGACGUCGGAGCUCCGGCAGCAUCCUGGCAGACGGGACGAUACGAGACACAACAGGACUGCGGACGUGCCGCCGCCCCUGGGCCUCUUGCAGCGUCCGAAGAAGCGCCCCUUCGGGGGGAUCAUGUGAGUCUUUGUGAAGAUGGGCAGUGGGAGCCUCAGCGCCUGCUGACCGCGACCCCCAUGCCCACCCGAGCUGCGGGACGAGUCCUUUGUGGACACAGGCAUGCCAUUUCCAUCGCAGAUGAGACUCUGGGGAAUUCAAAGGGGAAUAAGAAUAAACAUUUAAAUGCGUCCUUA
Messenger RNA from Ailuropoda melanoleuca (giant panda), 2343 nucleotides. RefSeq names its product ALG12 alpha-1,6-mannosyltransferase (gene ALG12). Gene Ontology annotation, cellular component: endoplasmic reticulum membrane. NCBI's taxonomy places the organism in Eukaryota, Metazoa, Chordata, Mammalia, Carnivora, Ursidae. Gene Ontology annotation, biological process: protein N-linked glycosylation. The transcript has 13 exons. Bases 548 to 2023 code for a protein of 491 amino acids. Gene Ontology annotation, molecular function: alpha-1,6-mannosyltransferase activity. The record is from RefSeq and is a predicted model, not a curated record.